Messenger RNA from Ectocarpus sp. CCAP 1310/34, 1863 nucleotides. The record is from the annotation of a GenBank genome assembly. Lineage: Eukaryota; Phaeophyceae; Ectocarpales; Ectocarpaceae.
AUGGAUACCGCAACGAGCAACACAGGAGGUGGAAGCGCGUUCGCCAGCGAUAGUUCUACGAACCUGGCAACCGUGAUCAAAGGCCUCAAGAAGUUCGACGGAAAGGACCCAGCUGAGUUCAAGACAUGGAUGAAGAAAUUCUGCGUGGUGUUAGACACAGCGGCCUUCGACUCCUACACAAGGGCAAACGAAGAUCUCUACGCCAUUCUUUUCCUCCUAGUGGAACUUCCAGCCGCCUUGUCGAUACAGAAGCACGAAGACGACACUGGCAUCAGCGGCGACGGACAAGCUGCCUUCGAGGAGCUCUGCAACAACUAUGACAAGGUAACGGACGAAGUCAUCAGGGCCAAGAUGGAGGAGCUGGAGAACAACCCCAUGAACCCUGGUGCAAACCCCGACGGCUACUUCAACCAGAAGCACCUACUUCGCACCCAGCUGGAUAAGAUGGGAGAACCCGUCGCCGACCGCCGCUUCAAGGGCAUCUGCGUGCAGAGCUUCUCCGACGAAUACAAGGACGUCAAACUGAUGGUGUUCAGAGACCCAACUUUCAACGUCCUGGACAUGCAAUCCACCAUGCGCAACAUCUUCUUGGACGAACAAUCGCGCAAGGGAUGCAAGGGACGCAUAGCUGGUCGAGGAUUUGCCAUGGCAANUACCAGCAAGGAGGAAAGCGCCCGGAAGACACCAAGGACUCAAGGACUCAUUGUUCCGGGGCUUGGUCGCAACAUUUUUUCGCCCACCUCCCUCCUGAAAAAGGGAUUGCGCUGCGUCGUCGAAGAGAGCACUCCGCGCCUCACUAUCCAAGGCAACGUGAUUCCACUCACACAAGAUCCGCGAGACCAAGGCAUGUGCACCCUCGACAUCACGUUCGAGCAGAACGUCCAGCCAUCUGGCACGAAAUCCCUCGUGCCCCACCAGAAGCAGUCACAGACCCACACGGCGAACGCCGUCUGCUUUACGCUAGUGAGCGCGGACACCUGGCACAGGAGGCUUGGACAUCUCAAUGCUCGGAGCCUGGACAUCCUUCGGAAGGACACGGGUACCGGGGUGGACUAUCGCGACAGUCUCUCCCCUUGCGGGGUCUGCCAGAUCGCGAAACACAAGCAGUCCCCCCACCUGAAGCAAUCGACUCGCGAACUAUCACGGCCUGGACAGCUUGUGGUCAUCGGCAACAUGGGGCCUGUUAAUCCACCUGCGAAAAAUAAAGGAGGCUCCUUCCCGUACGCGUGCAAGAUCACCGACGACUACACGAAGAUGAAAAAAGUGUACCUGCUUCGCAAGAAAUCUGACACGACCGAGGCGGUGCACACGUACAACAUGUGCGUCGCAGCAAAAGGAGGCUACCGGAUCGAGACCAUCCGCUGCGACAAGGGAGGCGAGAACACCGCAUCCGAAUUUCGGGACAACUGCAAGAAUCCAGCUAUCAAGCUCGAAUACGCCGCCACCAACACCCCUCAACAAAUUGGAGGCUACCGGAUCGAGACCAUCCGCUGCGACAAGGGAGGCGAGAACACCGGAUCCGAAUUUCGGGACUACUGCAAGAAUUCAGCUAUCAAGCUCGAAUACGCCGCCACCAACACCCCUCAACAAAUUGGUGUAUCGGAACGGGACGGACAAACCCUGGCCGGAGUCACCCGGUGUCUUCUGAUGUGGGGGGAGUUAAUGCUGACUUCAGCAUACCUGUUGAACAGGUCCCGNCGGGUCAUUGGAGCGCGCGCCUUCGUACACCACGAGAGAUACCGAAAGAAGCUGGACGACGGAGCUUUCGAAGGCAAGCUAUGUGGUUUCGGCCUCGACACCCAGACCUACCGGUGCCCUUCCAGUAUUCCACUGAAGCAAACGGGUACGAAAGCGACGUGCUGA